CUCUCUCUCUUUACUUUCUAGUAGUAUUUCUCUUCUCGCUCCUGCUCCUGCUCCGCUCCUGCUCCACUCAACCAACAACCACCAACCAUUUAUCCUUUCAUUUUUAAAAUAAAAACAUGGUCUCUGUCGCUAUUCUCGGUGCCGCUGGUGUCGCCGCCGAUAUUUCUCACAUCGCUACCAAUGCCGAGGUCAAGGCCUUCCUUGGCCCCACCCAGCUCGCCGACGCCGUCACCAAUGUUGAUCUCGCCAUCAUCCCGGCCGGCGUGCCCCGCAAGCCCGGCAUGACCCGCGACGACCUGUUCAAGAUCAACGCCGGUAUCGUCAAGAGCCUGGUCGAGGCCAUUGCCGAGAACAGCCCCAAGGCCAUCAUUGCCAUCAUUUCCAACCCGGUCAACUCGACCGUGCCUAUUGCCGCCGAGGUUCUCAAGGCCAAGGGCGUCUACGAUCCCAAGCGUCUUUUCGGUGUGACCACCCUCGAUGUCGUCCGUGCCUCGCGGUUCGUGCGCGAUAUUCGCCCGGAGCUGGACGCCACCACCCUGCGCGUUCCCGUUGUUGGCGGACACUCGGGCAACACCAUUGUGCCUCUGCUGUCCAUUGCCAGCUCGCCAAUUAAGCUGAGCACUGAGGAGCGCGACGCUCUGACCCACCGGAUUCAGUUCGGCGGCGAUGAGGUUGUCAAGGCUAAGGAUGGCGCUGGAUCGGCCACUCUGUCGAUGGCCUAUGCUGGCGCGCGCUUUGCCGACUCUAUUAUUCGCGCUUUGGGCGGCGAGUCUGUUGUCGAGCCCACUUUUAUCCCACUGGCUGCCGACCCUGAGGGUGCCAACCAGAUCCGCGAGCUGGGUGCCGGCGAUCUUGAGUUCUUUGCUGUCACUGUCGAGUUGGGCAAGGAGGGUGUCAAGAGCAUUGUUCAACUGCCCACUAGCAACCUCACUGGGUUUGAGCUCAAGGCCAUUGCUGUCGCUGCCGAGGCCCUGACCACCAACAUCUCGACAGGCGUUAACUUUGUUAAGAAUGCCUAAAUUUUUUCAAUCCAUAUUUUUUAUUCAUUAUCUUUUCAUUUCUAUUUUUUUUCUUUAUUAUAUACAUCUUUUUGAUAUUUC
This is a messenger RNA of Kickxella alabastrina, 1100 nucleotides long. RefSeq names its product malate dehydrogenase. The coding region runs from base 117 to 1019 and encodes 300 amino acids. Gene Ontology annotation, biological process: tricarboxylic acid cycle; malate metabolic process. Lineage: Eukaryota; Fungi; Kickxellomycota; Kickxellomycetes; Kickxellales; Kickxellaceae. The record is from RefSeq and is a predicted model, not a curated record. Gene Ontology annotation, cellular component: cytoplasm. The transcript is spliced from 2 exons. Gene Ontology annotation, molecular function: L-malate dehydrogenase (NAD+) activity.